Oppia nitens is the source of this 2488-nucleotide messenger RNA. It is a transcript of the gene Pka-C1, whose product is annotated as cAMP-dependent protein kinase catalytic subunit alpha-like. The transcript is spliced from 10 exons. Gene Ontology annotation, cellular component: cAMP-dependent protein kinase complex; nucleus. The record is from RefSeq and is a predicted model, not a curated record. Bases 33 to 1823 code for a protein of 596 amino acids. Lineage: Eukaryota; Metazoa; Arthropoda; Arachnida; Sarcoptiformes; Oppiidae. Gene Ontology annotation, biological process: peptidyl-serine phosphorylation. Gene Ontology annotation, molecular function: ATP binding; cAMP-dependent protein kinase activity.
AAAUUGACAAUUAAUUAUUUACAUUAAACAUAAUGUCAUUCAAAAAACUUUUCAGCAAAAAGAAAAAUAAAGGAGGAGAUGUAGUGCUGAUUAAGUCGAAAUCAAUUCAAGAACAGUCGCAAUCAACUCUUGAUUUGGACAGUCGUCUUAAAGAGUCGUCUUCAUUGUAUAAUAAGUAUUCAUUGUCUGAGGCUUCGCAUACGUCACAAACAUCUCACGGAAGUAAAGAAUCGACAUAUUCUUCGAGUUCGGGUUCGUCACUGAAUCCAUCAGUUGGACUAAAUCGUCAGACAUUAAAUAGUGAUAACAGUCUAUCAGUUGGAGCGCAGGCAUCGCAUAAUAGGAGUGAUAAGAGUGCGCACAAAGACAAGCAGUCAGUGAAGCCAUCAGUGGCUGUAGUGUCAUCAGUGCAGCAACACAUCAGUCAUCCUACACAAGAGUCACCACAAGUGUUACACCACAAGUAUAAAAGUCGAUCGGAAGCAGCACAGGGACGGUCGGGUAGUCAGUCGACCAAUGAGUCGAACCAUUCAUCAUCGGCACAGACACACCAUCACAAUAACAUACAUUCAAGUGGAGGAAGUGUCAAAAGCGAUACAUUUAUUAAAACAAAUUUGAAAAACAAAUCAACUGAUCAUUUGGUUCAAGAAGUAAAUAAUUCUAGAGAUACGACUACCGGUCGUGAGUCGGGUGCCAUCAGUGGUUUGAGUGCUACCAGUAGUGUCAUUAAGUCGCUAACAUCAAGAAUGCCUAAAGUCAAGGAUAAGGGAGGCGACACCUUUGACUUUAAGCAAUUUCUGGAAAAAGCCAAAGAAGACUUCGAGAAGAAAUGGUCGACUCCUUCAUCAAACACUGCAUCACUCGAUGACUACGAGCGCAUCAAGACGUUGGGAACCGGCUCUUUCGGUAGGGUUAUGCUUGUGAUGAGGAAACAGGGAGUUGGAGGUGGAGGUGACCAACAACAGGGAAAAUACUUCGCUAUGAAGAUACUCGACAAACAAAAAGUGGUCAAACUUAAACAAGUGGAACACACUUUAAAUGAGAAACGAAUUUUACAUGCAGUAGACUUCCCAUUCCUGGUUCAUCUAGAUGCACAUUUUAAGGAUAAUAGUAACUUAUAUAUGGUAAUGGAUUAUGUGCCGGGAGGGGAGUUGUUCUCUCAUUUGAGACGAAUAGGAAAAUUUAGUGAACAGGCGGCCAGAUUUUAUGCCGCACAGAUUGUAUUGGCGUUUGAAUACUUGCAUUACUUAGAUCUCAUUUAUCGGGAUUUAAAGCCCGAAAACCUUUUAAUUGAUCAGCAGGGAUACAUCAAGGUAACAGACUUUGGUUUUGCUAAACGUGUAAAGGGUAGGACAUGGACUUUAUGUGGAACACCUGAAUACUUAGCCCCAGAAAUUAUUUUAAGCAAAGGUUAUAAUAAAGCUGUCGACUGGUGGGCAUUAGGGGUAUUGAUAUACGAGAUGGCAGCCGGCUAUCCGCCUUUCUUUGCCGAUCAACCGAUUCAAAUAUAUGAGAAGAUAGUGUCCGGAAAAGUCCGAUUUCCUUCACAUUUUAGUUCAGAAUUGAAAGAAUUGUUACGAAACCUAUUACAAGUCGACUUAACCAAACGUUAUGGCAAUCUUAAGAACGGAGUUAAUGACAUAAAAAACCAUCGAUGGUUUAGUUCUACCGAUUGGAUUGCUGUCUAUCAGAAAAAGGUUGAGGCGCCAUUUCUGCCCAAAUGUAAAGGACCGGGAGAUACGUCCAACUUUGAUGACUAUGAAGAGGAGACUCUGCGCAUAUCGAGCACUGAAAAGUGUGCGAAAGAAUUCAGUGAUUUUUAAGACAAAUUCACAAAUAAGUCAUUUAUUAUAAUUAUUAAACUAUUAUCCCAACUGUUGGCUCAAUCAUCACAUAAAUGGACACAAUUGAAGACUGAAAUGACCGAAUCGUUCAAUCAAAGAAGUGCAAAAUAAUUACCCGACUUUCGGGAAAACCGAUUCUCGAUUCGAUCGCUUCCGUUAUUAUAUGAUACCUAAUCCAUGAAAUUGUUUUAAAACUAAAGACUAAACAAUAUUUUUUCAUCAAAGUAGUGAAAUUGACAGAAGAUAUAUCCAUGAAUAUGACCAUCAUUUUUGAGCUCAACAGUUGACAACAAAACCAUUAAUAACAUUACCUUUCGGUGCAAUUCUUUGCUUUGUUUCAAAUCAUUGUUUAACUUCAGGACUCAUAUUCUGCUCCAAAAAAACAAUUCUAUAAUUUUUAUUAAUAUUAUGCAUUCGGACAGUGAUUGAGUGCCACGUCUUGUAAAUAGUGAUAUUAAUUACUUUUAGACACUUUAUUAUUAUUACCUAAUACUACGGAUCGGCAGCAAACCAUCAAAACCAUGUCAAACAAAACUAAAAACCCAUUAAUUAUUAUUGAAAUUACAAAAUUUAGUUAACAAUUGGAAUGGUUUAGGGCUUAUUACAAAUUAUUAUAUAUAAAUAUAUAUAUAUAUAUAUAUAAA